This is a messenger RNA of Salarias fasciatus (jewelled blenny), 609 nucleotides long. Its product is annotated as pancreas transcription factor 1 subunit alpha. Gene Ontology annotation, biological process: developmental process; regulation of transcription by RNA polymerase II. Gene Ontology annotation, molecular function: RNA polymerase II transcription regulatory region sequence-specific DNA binding; protein dimerization activity; DNA-binding transcription factor activity, RNA polymerase II-specific. Bases 1 to 609 code for a protein of 202 amino acids. The transcript has a single exon. The record is from RefSeq and is a predicted model, not a curated record. Lineage: Eukaryota; Metazoa; Chordata; Actinopteri; Blenniiformes; Blenniidae.
AUGGAGGACAUGCUGUUCGACUUCGACCAGGACGGCGCGGCGGACUUCGCGCUGUGGGGUCAGAUGGAGCAAAACCUGCAGUUCCAGAGCCAGCUGGACACCUUCCUGCUGGACUGCACGGCGGCCAGCGGCCAGCUGUCCCCCUGGUCCUCCUUCGGCUGCCAGUCCAUGUUCCCGGACGCGCAGCUGACCUUCACCGACCUGGACGUGCAGUCUCCGGGCGCGCAGGGCGCGUGCCUGGGCGAGGCCGAGGCCUCCUCCUCGGAGGAAGCCCUGGAGGUGAGCAAGCGCAGGGCGCGCCGGCUGGUGACGCACCAGCCGUACAAGGUGCAGCGGCACGCGGCCAACAUCCGCGAGAGGAAGAGGAUGCUGAGCAUCAACUCCGCCUUCGAGGAGCUCCGCUGCCACGUGCCCACGUUCCCCUACGAGAAGCGGCUGUCCAAGAUAGACACCCUGCGGCUGGCCAUCGCCUACAUCGCCCUGCUGAGGGAGAUCCUCAUGUCGGGCUGCGACCCCAAGUCCUAUGUGGACGAAUGCAUGAAGAAUGGCUACAAGAAUCAGACCAACGCCAUCUGGAACACCAGCGGUGAGCUGAUUGGAACCUUUUAA